GCCGGUACGGCUGGUCGCUUUCCGCUUCGCAGCGCCCCAUUUGACGGUUGUCGCUCGCUGUCGUGGCGCUCGCCGCAUUUGACGGUUCUCUUGUCGCUCGCUGCAGUGGCGCUGCAGAGUGCAGCAUGGUUCUCGUGGUUUGGUGGAGUGCAGUGCUGUGCUGCGUGUGAGUGAAGUGCCGAAGCACCGCCACCAUGAGGAAGCCGCGCGGACGCCCCGCCGGCCUGGACGUCGAGGACGGCACGCCGGUCCUACGCGUGCUGUCCUUCUCCUACAAGUCCAAGGCGGACGCCUUCGGAGACUCCAACGGCCCCGGCGUGUUCCGUCGCCUCUCCGACGACGUGGGUGCCGUGGCCGCGACGCCGCGGCCCUCGCGACCCUCGCAGCACGCCGCGUCCCCCGGCAACACGUUCCUGGCUCCCUUCGCCAGCUCCACGCCGAAGCAGCCGGCGGGACUGGCGCGGACGGCCAGCACCGCGUCGGCGCUCCCCAAGCACCCCAAGCACCAGGACGGCGUCUUGGCGUCGGCGCGCAGGCCGGGCGUCGGCGGCGCGGCGGCCGUGUCCAGGAGCAAGUCCGCCGUGACGCCCAGCGCUCUGGCGGCGACGCCGUGA
Thrips palmi is the source of this 614-nucleotide messenger RNA. RefSeq lists its product as uncharacterized. The record is from RefSeq and is a predicted model, not a curated record. Bases 195 to 614 code for a protein of 139 amino acids. The transcript has 3 exons. Lineage: Eukaryota; Metazoa; Arthropoda; Insecta; Thysanoptera; Thripidae.